AUUUGAACCUGAAUACCAUUGGAUACCGGUGGAGCACGUGAAUAAAACACAGCCAAUGAAGAAGCGAAGUCGUAUCACUUCCUCCUGCCCAUUGCGCUUGGCUUUCUGUCGGGUGGAUACGCAAUAAACGCGAGGGCGGACGCUAAGAGGGGAGAGGUAGCAUUUGUCAUUAACUUGACUGCAGCAGCCAUGUUGGCAGCAAGGUUGGUGUGCCUUCGGGCUCUCCCGUGCCGGACUCUACAUUCUGCACUUGCUCAAGGUUCACCUCUUUUGAGGAAUUCCACUCUGAAAACAAAUCAGUGGCUUUCACAGCCCUACAAGGGAUAUGCCUCCAGAGCCAGGAUGGGUUUACGCCGGGGGAAAACUGGUGAAGAGAUUAAGGAAGCAGCUUUUGAACCAGCAAUGGAGACAGCCCUUAAAGUUGAUCAGAUGGGAAAAUGGAUUCUUGCCGGGGGUGCUGUUGUUGGUCUUGGAGCUGUGUGUUACUAUGGAUUGGGGAUGUCUAAUGAGAUCGGAGCCAUUGAAAAAGCUAUUAUUUGGCCACAGUAUGUGAAAGACAGAAUCCGUUCUACCUACAUGUAUUUUGCAGGAAGUGUUGGUUUGACAGCCUUGUCUGCUGUAGCAGUCAGUAGAUCUCCUGCUCUCAUGGGUCUAAUGAUGAGAGGUUCUUGGCUGGCAAUAGGUGCAACUUUUGCCGCUAUGAUUGGGGCUGGAAUGUUGGUUAGAGCAAUAGAUUAUGAACAUAGCCCUGGACCUAAACAUCUUGCUUGGAUGCUUUAUGCAGGUGUUAUGGGUGCUGUGGUGGCUCCUCUGACCCUUCUAGGUGGCCCCUUGCUUAUCCGAGCUGCUUGGUAUACAACAGGAAUCGUUGGUGGUCUCUCAACUGUAGCCAUGUGUGCACCAAGCGAGAAGUUUCUGAACAUGGGGGCACCUCUAGGAGUAGGCUUUGGCCUCGUGUUUGCCUCUUCCCUUGGAUCCAUGUUCUUUCCUCCUACAUCUGCAUUUGGAGCUGGCCUCUAUUCUGUUGCUGUUUAUGGUGGAUUGGUACUUUUUAGCCUGUUCCUGCUCUAUGAUACUCAGAAAGUUAUAAAACGUGCAGAGACUCAACCACUGUAUGGUACAGGAAUACAGAAGUAUGAUCCCAUCAACUCGUGUAUGGGUAUUUACAUGGAUACUCUCAACAUCUUUAUCAGAGUGGCCACCAUGCUUGGGGCUGGUGGUGGCAGCAGAAGGAAAUAGAUCGUCAUUUUGUUGGAAGGAAGGCUGUAUAGGUGGUCAUCAAACACAUAGGCUUGUCUGCUUAGUGCAUAAUAUUGAAUAAAGCUCCUGUUGUGUACAAGCAGCUAUCAUGUAGAAGUUGGAUGUUCUGAGCACUUCAACAUGAUCCUUACAGUGUUUUCAGUGAAAUGUUAUUUGAAUAUUGGCUUCCUAUUUGAAACUUUAAAAAAAAUGAGUGGAAAUUAAACUACAUUACCAUUCAAUCUUUUCUCCUUAACUUUGGGCUUUUUUUUAAUGGAGAAACUAAUUCAUUUCAAUGUGUUCAUCUGUAGCAGAUGUAUGCUCUGGAAAAGUGAAAUUGUAUGCCAUGCUAUAAUCUCACUUUGUAUAUAGAAGAAGCCAGAAAGGGCACUGUUUUAAACCAACCUGAGUUUCAGAAGGAGAGGUAUUUCUUGAGAAGUUUAUAACAGUAAGUGAUUGUGCUGAAAUGUGGUAGUGACUAAACACAGCACUUUGUUACCGGUGAUCUAAAUGGCAAAUAAGUUGAAACUCGAAGAGGAUAAUUGUUGGAAUCUCCUUGCAUUUUUUCCAGGAAAGGUGGGGGGGCGGCAGGGUUGGUGGUGUACAACUAUCAUCAACUUUAAGUGAAACUUCUCCUUUAAGAAAUACCAGAAACAAUAUUCAAGUCUAAACAAAACAGACCUGCUGAAAGGAGGUUCCUAACUUUGUCUAGCCAUGCAGAGGAAUAAAGCAUCCAUUUGAGACCCUAAAGCCUGUGUGUUCCUUCAUUAAAGUCUAAUUGCAACAUAACUUAUUUUCAAAUUUACAUUCCUCUGUAUUUCCAAUUCUUGCAGAAUACUGCCAUCCAACUGGCAGUUUGUUUUCAUUUUAUUUCAAGGAGCAAGUGGUCUUGCAUGAGCAACUUAUUCCUAAAGUAUGUUCACUCAGGGUCUCCUUUUAUUUCAAAAGCCAUGCUUUGGCAAAUGUAAUAUUUUUAUAAGCUGGGAAAACAGAUGCAACUUAUUGGGAAGAAUAAAUAUUAUUUUGGAAAUUGCUGAGAACUCUCAACUGCUGUGUUAUUCAUCUGUUUAUCUGCUGGGACACAGCAGUUUAGUAACUUUAUUCUCCUUCCCCUUUGCCAAUCUACUAUGCUUGUAGCAGUCUCUGAAACAAUAAAGUCCUAGCCCAGCA
Molecule: messenger RNA, 2409 nt
Organism: Hemicordylus capensis (graceful crag lizard)
Lineage: Eukaryota; Metazoa; Chordata; Lepidosauria; Squamata; Cordylidae
Gene: GHITM
Product: growth hormone inducible transmembrane protein
Exons: 9
Coding region: 190-1239 (349 amino acids)
Cellular component (GO): mitochondrial inner membrane
Source: RefSeq, a predicted model, not a curated record